UAGACACUAAUUAAGCAUCAUGAGAACAUGCCCAUUAAUGUUGUUAUGUUUAUUUCUAGUUUUAGUUGUUUGCGCGAAAUCGGACCCAGAUCCGCUUCAAGACUACUGCGUGGCAGCAACGCAGAGUUCGCAAACAUUUUUUGUAAAUGGGGCUCCUUGCAUAAACCCCGCCAACGCUGCACCUUCUCAUUUUACUACCACUGCAUUAUCAAAACCUGGGAAUACCGCCGCAAAUCCAUUGGGGUUUAAUGUCACGCUUACAAACAUUCGAAAUCUUGCUGGGAUGAACACCCUCGGGCUAACAAUGGCCCGGGUUGAUAUAGCUGGAAAUGGGCUGGUUCCACCCCAUACACAUCCACGUGCAUCAGAAGUAACCAUACUCAUUAAGGGCUCGCUCCUUGUGGGAUUUGUUGACACUUCAAAUCGCCUUUUCACACAACAAUUACGCGAGGGAGACUCUUUUGUUUUCCCCAAAGGUUUAAUACACUUUUUGUAUAACCUUGAUUCAAAGGCACCGGCUUUAUCCGUUUCUGGACUAACUAGCCAAAAUCCUGGUGCACAACUUGCUUCAGCCGCUACAUUCACUACAAAACCGAGUAUCCCUGAUGAUAUUCUAAAAAAAGCAUUCCAAAUUAAUGGUCAAGAUGUGUCAAGGAUACGUAAAAACUUGGGUGGUUGACGCAUACUCUCUGUUCUGUGUAUCUAUGUAUCCGUUGAUUACCAAACAAAUUCAAGAUUUUCAACAUUUGUAUUUGUGUUCUAUAAGAUAAAUGAGUUAGGAAAAAAAAAAAAACAAAACUUUGGUACCUCACAAAAAGCUUAAAAAAAUGGUCAUUAUCUAAUCACUCGUUAUAAAUAACAUAACUUUCUUAGAGUAAGAUAAUCCAUGUGUAUGCAUGGUUGUGUGUAAGUGAUGAUUACCUAUAUAGUCCUCAUGAGAGUUAUAAAUCUCACCUUGUAUUCUUCUUCUAACUAUAAUAUUACAUGAGUUUCCUUUUUCAUGA
Messenger RNA from Erigeron canadensis, 1004 nucleotides. Its product is annotated as germin-like protein subfamily 1 member 1. The transcript has a single exon. Gene Ontology annotation, cellular component: cell wall. The record is from RefSeq and is a predicted model, not a curated record. The coding region runs from base 20 to 679 and encodes 219 amino acids. NCBI's taxonomy places the organism in Eukaryota, Viridiplantae, Streptophyta, Magnoliopsida, Asterales, Asteraceae. Gene Ontology annotation, molecular function: manganese ion binding.